Penicillium manginii is the source of this 807-nucleotide messenger RNA. It is a transcript of the gene cbpA, whose product is annotated as putative calcineurin binding protein. Gene Ontology annotation, biological process: calcium-mediated signaling. The record is from RefSeq and is a predicted model, not a curated record. Gene Ontology annotation, cellular component: nucleus; cytoplasm. Gene Ontology annotation, molecular function: calcium-dependent protein serine/threonine phosphatase regulator activity; nucleic acid binding. The transcript has 2 exons. NCBI's taxonomy places the organism in Eukaryota, Fungi, Ascomycota, Eurotiomycetes, Eurotiales, Aspergillaceae. Bases 1 to 807 code for a protein of 268 amino acids.
AUGGCUCAAACAUCUCCUCCUCAGUCUCUGGCUGCCUCCCCUUCUUUCCAACAAACCCGCUCCUCGAGCCAACGCCCCCCCUCCAACACACUGUUGAUCACCGACCUAAAUGACCUCGUCCUAUUCCAACCAAACUCUCUGGAUGCAAUCCGCAACCAAAUCCUGGUCCUCGCCGCCCUAAACUCCUUCUCACCGCUCCCCUCCCUCCGCCGCAUCGUCUGCUCCUUCUACUCCGAAGAAGCCGCAAUCACCGUGCGCAAGUCCCUCGAGGGCAACAAGCUCCUUGGUCGAAAGAUCACUCCCCGCAUCUACUUCGGCGAACCCACCCCGCUCAUCAGCCAGGAUGGUCCCAAGCUCCUGCAGGCCCCGCAAUCCGACAAGCUCUUCUUUAUUUCCCCGCCACCCAGCCCUCCAGCCGGAUGGGUGAUGCGCAACGAGGAGCCGCCCAACAAGGAAGUGCACGCCAGUGAUCUCGCCACCGCCCUCGCCAUGCUCAAGACCGACCAACCAGCCGAGCCGGAGUCUUUCGGCGUCGACCCCGCUACGCCCGUAUCUAUGACUUCCGACAAGCGCACUGGUAGCUGGCCCCUGGCCGGCUCGCAACAGCGCAGCCGUAGCAGCACCAUCAUCUUUCACCCCGAGGACCACGGCAAUAGCCCCAACCUGCCUGCAGUUAUGGUCGAGGAUGUUAGCUUGGACCUGGAUGACGAUGUCGAUAUGGAUGGGGACUUGAGUCCCAUCGAUAUGUCGAUUAAGAAGAUGCCGCCGAAGACUUCUCGUCCGCCUAUGGAGCUGAUGAUGGAGUAA